GGGCAGACACUGGAGCCAUUUAUUGAAGGGGGAGGAUGGUGUGUGAGAUCAGGUUUGGGGUUUCAUGGGGACUUUCUUGGCCCCAGGGUGUCUAGGUGGGACCCAAGUCCCAAUUUGGGGGGCAGAUUCAGAGCUUUGGCAGGCAGGGUGGCCACAGGUCUCACCUGCUCUUGGUUUCAGGCCUCUGCAAAGCCAGUCCUGCUUCAUCAGCCAAAGGAAAGGAAGCCGACGGCAGAGCUGGAUGGGGCAUCCAUGGAGGAAGCUGCUUCCUCCUGCCCCCAAAAAUCCCCUCUUGAGGAGACCUGCCAGAAACUCUGGAAGAACCUCAAGAUGCUCCCCCAGACAGGCAAGAAGGUCCAGCAGCAGCUGAAAUCCCACCUGGUGGCUGUGCACUCCUCAUCGCUCCAGGACACCAGGCCAGCGGGGGUGACCCACGGCUCAGGAGCUGGGGCAGGUGACUCAGCCUGGAAAGAUAACUUCUACAUGGACCCCUUUGUGGCCACAUCCUUCCAAAGCCCCUCACAGCCCCAGGCUUCAAGAAACAAAGAUGACCCCUCAAGGAAGGCCUUGAGGUCGGCCAGCUGGAACGAGGUGACCCCAAGGGUCAGGGGUUGGCGCCGGGCAAUAGUGAGAGCCCUGUCCUCACAGGCGUCCAAACCAGAGCCAAGAGACUUGAAAGAACCACGGGAUGACUGGCUCCCCGAGGAGUACCACACACCACCACCCUUCGCCCCUGGUUACUGCUAGGGGAGAGAUUCACCCUGGUUCUGGGACCCUCGCUGCGGGGGGCUGCUGACGCCCGACCUCUUGCUCUCGGCCACUACCCACUAGCCAUCAGGAUCCUGAGAACUAUAAUAAAGACAUUGCCUGGGUCUGGUCCUGCA
Messenger RNA from Camelus dromedarius (Arabian camel), 884 nucleotides. RefSeq names its product hematopoietic SH2 domain containing (gene HSH2D). The transcript has a single exon. The record is from RefSeq and is a predicted model, not a curated record. NCBI's taxonomy places the organism in Eukaryota, Metazoa, Chordata, Mammalia, Artiodactyla, Camelidae. The annotation marks the transcript as partial.